AUGCCUUCCGCGCAGCAAGCACAGAUAAAGCUGCACUGGCUGAACCAGUCCCGCUCCCAACGCAUCGUCUGGCUCCUUGAAGAGCUCAACGUCCCCUACGACAUUCAAGUGUACCACCGCGACAAGGAAACCCUCCUCGCCCCUCGGGAGCUCGAGGAUAUCCAUCCCCUCGGCAAGUCUCCCGUCAUCUCCAUCACGCAUCCCGGCGACGCUGGCGUUGCAAAACCCGUCAUUCUCGCCGAAAGCGGCUUCAUUACGCAGUACCUCGUGGAUCAUUUCCCCGAGGGGAAGAAGCUGGUCCCGGAGCGGUGGCAGGACGGCAAGGAGAACACCGUUGGCGGCGAAACGGAGGCCUGGCUGCGGCACGCAUACUACAUGCACUACGCCGAGGGGAGCCUGAUGCCGUACCUGGUCUUUGCCCUGGUGGUUUCGCGCCUGAAAUCUCCCCAGGUUCCCUUCCUGGUGCGUCCCAUCACCUCCGUCAUUGCGAAUCGCAUCACGGCCAUGUUCGUCUACCCAAACGUCAAGAAGCACCUGGCCUUCAUCGACGGCCAGCUUGCCACCUCGGGGGGCAAGUACCUGUGCGGGGACAAGCUCAGCGCCGCGGACAUCCUGAUGAGUUUCCCCUUGAUUGCUGGCUCGGCGAGGUUCGACGAGCUGGGGACGUGGAAGGACGGGUCCUGGCGCAACGAGUUUCCCAGGGUGAGGGAGUAUGUGGAGCUUCUGGAGGCCGAGCCUGGAUACAGGAGGAGUGUGGAAAAGGUCGAGGCUAUCGACGGAAAGUACGAGUCUUCCCUGUAG
This is a messenger RNA of Ustilaginoidea virens, 801 nucleotides long. RefSeq lists its product as uncharacterized. NCBI's taxonomy places the organism in Eukaryota, Fungi, Ascomycota, Sordariomycetes, Hypocreales, Clavicipitaceae. Bases 1 to 801 code for a protein of 266 amino acids. The record is from RefSeq and is a predicted model, not a curated record. The transcript is spliced from 3 exons.